UCCUCUCCUCCGGGUUCGGUUUUACCAUCAUCACCGUGGCCGCGCCAUGCACCGUCCCCGACACCUUGACCCUCGCCCUCCCACCGGUCUCCAUCCCGCCAGUCCACAGCCGGCCUCCCCUCCGCCCCCUAUAUAUACCCUCUCGCCACCUCCCCGACCCUGCAAGUCAUCCCUACGCCUCCUCUCUCUUUCCGACUGAACUCCAAGAACAUCUUCUCAUUUUCUCUGCUUCCAAUGGCGAAGGGCGGGCUGAGCAGCAAGCUCAAGUGCAUGAUCAGGCGGUGGCACUCGUCGAGCCGGAUCUCGCGCACGCCCUCGGCGGCGUCGCACGGCGGCGGCGGCGGCGAGGAGGAGGACCCGUGGGGCCGCGGCGUCGGCGGCGGCGCGGCGUCGUUCCACGGCGCCGACAGCGUGCCCCCGGGCCUCCACCCGGUCUACGUCGGCAAGUCGCGCCGCCGCUACCUCAUCGCCGCCGACCUCGUCUGCCACCCGCUGUUCCAGAACCUCGUGGACCGCUCGGGCGGCGGCGUGGGCGGCGACGGCGCCGGCGGCACCAUCAUCGGCUGCGAGGUGGUGCUGUUCGAGCACCUCCUGUGGAUGCUGGAGAACGCGGACCCGCAGCCCGAGUCGCUGGACGAGCUCGUCGAGUACUACGCGUGUUGACCGGCGGACCGGCCGGCCGGCCAACCGCCCACAUCAUCCGCAGCUGGCGCCAAGCUCGCCAGAGUUGGUGGCCUGGCCUCUAUAGGGGGCAAUUUGGUAAUUCUUUCUUUACGCUAGGGGUAGAGUUGUAAUAUAAACGCUUAUCGAGCGGCGAAGUGAGUAAUUAAGCUGUGUGUGUGUGUGGAGAUUUAUUUAACCUUGAGGCGUUCGUGGUAAUUCGGGGACUAGCUUUGCGAUUACCGCGCGCCCAAGAACGAUGCUGUUUUGGGGCUAUUAAUCAAUUUCCCUAAUGAUUGGUGUGGUAGCUUCUUUUAUUCUUCUUAUUAA
Molecule: messenger RNA, 990 nt
Organism: Triticum dicoccoides
Lineage: Eukaryota; Viridiplantae; Streptophyta; Magnoliopsida; Poales; Poaceae
Product: auxin-responsive protein SAUR76-like
Exons: 1
Coding region: 235-663 (142 amino acids)
Biological process (GO): response to auxin
Source: RefSeq, a predicted model, not a curated record